Fonsecaea erecta is the source of this 3027-nucleotide messenger RNA. RefSeq lists its product as hypothetical. The transcript has 2 exons. The record is from RefSeq and is a predicted model, not a curated record. NCBI's taxonomy places the organism in Eukaryota, Fungi, Ascomycota, Eurotiomycetes, Chaetothyriales, Herpotrichiellaceae. Bases 1 to 3027 code for a protein of 1008 amino acids.
AUGCCUCUCGAUCCGUUCUCCGCGCUCGGGUUGGCGGCAAACAUCGUGCAAUUCAUCGACUUUAGCUGUGGGCUUAUCUCAGACGCGAAAGAGAUAUAUCAUUCCGCAACUGGAGCGACCGCCAACAAUGUCGGGCUCCAAGGUAUCGCUGAGAGCCUCUCACGUCUUAGCUCGACACUGGUGAAUCCCCUGCAUCCCACAUCAGACGCUGUUUCUGCGGCCGAACGGGAGAUUGUCAAAAUCGCAGCAUCUUCUCGGGACAUUGGAGACGAGAUGCUGGCGACCAUUCAAAGCCUCAAACUCGGUGAGGGCUCGCACAGGAAAUGGCGGAGUUUUCGCCAGGCUCUAAGCACGACCUGGAAAAGGGAUAAAAUCGCCCACCUGCACAGGAGGCUCGAGGAUGCUCGUAGUAAUUUGUCCAUUCAUGUUCUGUCAUAUAUAAGCGUGCGACAGAACCAGGUUCUUCAGUCUCUCGAAAACGCCCGAACUGAAUGUUUGGAAGUCGACUCGGUCCGAUCGCAGAGGAUUGAACCUAUGCUUGAAUCCCUUCGCAGCCUCGUGCAAAGAGGCCAAGACCUCACAAGAGAACAUCUGACUCUUAUCGACCAAAAGCUGUGUGACUCCAACGAUAAGGCAACAAACCUACUGAAGGAAGCGAGCGUUCUGAAAGGUCUGUUAUUCGAACGGAUGACAGCGAGAUACACUGCUAUCGUCGAAGCGCACCAGAAUACCUUCCAAUGGAUAUUUGAACCUUCCAGAUGGCCACCUUGCGAUCCACGAUCCCGCAUACUGUUUCACGAAUGGUUAACCUAUGGUGAUGGGAUCUACUGGAUUUCAGGCAAACCUGGAAGUGGGAAGAGCACGUUGAUGAAGUAUCUUCGUGAUUGUCCGCAGACAGUGCGGUGUCUUCAAGUCUGGGCCAACGGUGCCCGUCUUGCUAUGGCGGGAUUCUUCUUCUGGAUCGCGGGAACCGACAUGCAGAAAUCUCAACGUGGGCUGCUUCAACAAGUCCUGUUCGAAAUACUCAGGAAUUUUCCCGACUGGAUCCCCAUCAUUUGCCCAGAAAGAUGGGCAGCAUCUCGACAUGGUUUUCAAGCCGAAUGGUCCCUGUCAGAACUGAAUGAAGCGUUCAGCAAGCUGGGUCGCAUCACCGUGGACCGCGAAAAUCAUUCAAAACUUUGCAUAUUCGUCGACGGCCUGGAUGAAUACCACGGCGAUCCCCUGGACCUUUUGAAAACUAUACGGAACAUCGCCCAGAUCGACAACGUCAAAGUUUGCGUUUCCAGCAGACCAUGGAACUGCUUUGAGGAUGCUUUUGGCAAGGACAUCCGACGCAAGUUAUGCCUGCAUGAUCUUACCAGGGAUGAUAUCGCAAUCUAUGUCAGGGAGAAAUUGGAAGAAAUUCCAAGCUUUUCACCGAUGAAACGAGAUGGCACGCAGAUUGAGCUAUUGAUAUCGGAAACCGUGUCUCGCGCUCAAGGAGUAUUCCUUUGGGUCUAUCUGGUCAUGCGAUCCCUCAGGGAAGGCCUCUUCAACGGCGAUUCUCUGUCUAUUCUGUACGAAAGGUUACUGGAGAUGCCUUCUGAUCUCGAAGAAUUCUUCGAGAACCUCAUCAAAUCAGUGGAUAACGUCUAUCGGAAGAGGAUGGCACAUACUUUCCGGGUUGCCCUGGCUGCAAGUUCCCCUCUUCCAUUGCUCCUUUAUACAUUCAUCGACGAGUCAGACCGCACUGUCAUGCGACAUCCCGGAAUCGUUGACUCGGCAUACACACUGCAUGAUAGGGAAAUCAUUGAGAGGGAAGAAACAAUGUGCCGACAACUCAAUGGCCGGUAUAAGGGGCUUCUAGAGUCCACUGGUCUCCCAGGAUCCAAAGCAGUCGACUUCCUCCAUCGGACCGUGCGUGACUUUCUGGCCACAAGGUCCAUGCAAGAUCUGCUGGCAUCUUACUCGGCACACAACUUCAAUGCGGCUGCCUGCAUAUGCGAGGCAUCCAUCCAGCAAAUAAAAGCCUUCCCUGCAAAGAACAAGCUGGUCAACUUGGACGACUUCAUCGAGUUUGCCCAAAGAAUAGAGAAAGAGCUACACACUACCAGCAUACCGCUGCUCGAUCAUAUGAACCACAUCUUCUACGCAUAUACGCCACUUUUAAGAGACAAGCUAGAUUUCGACGGUGGAUCUCCAACCUCAUUAUUAGGGAAGGCAAUCUGGUCGGGCCACUUAUCUUACGUUCGAUCUCGACUGAGAAGACAACCAAACAUAUUUUCUUCCCACGGCGGGCGACCUUUGCUCAUGACGUUCCUGAGAGGGUUCAGUCGAUCGGGACCCGGUAUCCGGCAAGCAUCGUACUAUAUGGCUGAACUCCUGCUCAAAAAUGGUGCCAACCCAAACGGAACGGUAGAUGGCAUGCCGCUUCUGCACGCCUUGCUUACAGACUGCUGCAUCGAAGAAAACCACGGAUCCGGUAACAGAAACAUGAGACUGAGCUCGAUGACUAACGAUGGGCCCUCUGCCACGGAAUGGUUCUCGCUAUUCUUGUCACUACUGCUCAGGCACGGGGCAAGGUUUCGCAAGGGUCUCGCGCAGGUAGGCUGGGGAUUACGGAAAUACCUGCUUGACUCAACAAGGUGGGAUCCAAAGCUCACGGCGUUGGUGCUGGACACAUAUCGUCUGUUGUUUAAUAGAGGCCUCGAUCCCAAUGCCGUGAUGGAUCUUGGCCACACCGAUGGCAUCUCAAGUGGGCGCACGUUAUGGGGUCACCUGCUAUUGGCAAUGAAGGUGUACGCGGAUGAUACCUACGUCUCGAAAAAUCACACGUAUGAAGGUGAUAAAUCCCGCGUUGGAUUGAUGAUUCUUUUUCUCCAGAGAGGGGCAGACCCUUUUGUUGUGAUCGACUUUCCAGGAUUCCUAUCAGCGACUAGGUUUUUUGGGCCCACGAAUGGGCAGCUGAAAUUGGAAUUUACGGCUGCUUUAGAGCACGCAGAACGGAACUGGAAAGGACCAGUCGGGCCACGCUGGCGUCCAAAGUGA